Molecule: messenger RNA, 1198 nt
Organism: Procambarus clarkii (red swamp crayfish)
Lineage: Eukaryota; Metazoa; Arthropoda; Malacostraca; Decapoda; Cambaridae
Product: tetratricopeptide repeat protein 36 homolog
Biological process (GO): cilium assembly
Molecular function (GO): protein binding
Source: RefSeq, a predicted model, not a curated record
GGUCGCCCCAGCCUCCAGUCCCUCAAUCAUCCUGGUAGAAGCCCCUUCUGUUAGUCUCUCCAGCUGCCUUCUAUCUCAAUUUUGACAAGUCUGACGCCAAAAGAUCCCCCUCACUAAAGCCUUACCAAACUGCCCGUCCAGCGAGAAGUCAGCCCCGAGGAGUCAACUUCCACAAACUUCCAAGAUGUCGUCAGCGGGUGACCGAGCCAUUCUCAACUCCAUCUUCAACCCUCUGCUGCCCGUGGGGGAGUGUGUCUACGAGGAGGAUAUACCGCAGGAACUUCAAGAUUAUGAAGAUAUAUCUCCAGAAAAUGAGGAGGCCAAAGAUCUUGAAGUCAAAGGCGUAAAAGCAGCAGAAGCAGGUAAUGUAGAGGCUGCUGUGGGAUUCUUCAACCAAGCAAUCGAGAUAGCCCCUGCACGAGCCUCAGGAUAUAACAACAGAGCACAGGCAUUCAGACUUCAAGGGAAGGUGGAAGAGGCAAUGACAGACAUAAACACUGCUGUGCAGCUCUCCCAAGGCAAGGGUCGAGCGGCAUGUCAAGCUUACACUCAGAGAGCCAUGAUCCACCGCCUCCAUGGUAAUGAUGACCAGGCUCGCCAGGAUUUCCAGGCUGCUGGAAAUUUAGGUUCAGAGUUUGCUAAAGCACAGCUCGUACAAAUGAAUCCCUAUGCUGCUCUGUGUAACAAAAUGCUCCAUGAUGUUAUCGGUAAGCUGCAGCGUGGUGAAUGUGCAGGCAUAUGAAAGAUAAAGAUACAAGAUUUAACACGUCUGGGAAUAAUGCAGGUGCUACACAAUGUAAAAUUUUGUGACUAUUGCAAGCAAAACUGUACGACACUUUUAUGAUAAUUAUAGGCACCCAGUUUUUAAACAAUAAUUCUGACGUGAUUUAACUAAUACUGUAAGUUUGAUCACAGAUUUUGGCAAUGUUAAGACAAAUUUCUUUGAGCUUUUAAAUUACAAUACUUUGAAUAAUAUAGAAAAUGGGUACUGUAUUGUAAACCUUAUUACCCUGUUACUAAUUUGUAUAUACUGUGAGUAAACUGUAAAGUGUUUACUUUUAUAUUGAUGGUGACAUUGAGCCUCUUUCUUAAUGUAAAGAUCUUUUUCUUUUUUUUUAAAUAUAAAGGGAAGAUUGUAGUAUUGCCAUUGCUGUAUAUAAAUUUUACUUUGUAAUAAACUAUUUUACCAUUUGUCAAA